CACGGACCUUCUCUCUUCUUCUCUAUCUCUCCGGCCAAUUUUUUCAUCGGAAGGUGGUGGUGGUGCGUUCGGCGAGAUCAGAUAGGAUCAGAUCGCGAUGGCUGAAGAUAAGUACAAUCUCAAGAACCCAGCAGUGAAGAGGAUUCUUCAAGAGGUUAAGGAGAUGCAAUCCAAUCCCUCUGAUGAUUUCAUGAGCUUACCUCUCGAGGAAAAUAUUUUCGAAUGGCAAUUUGCAAUCAGGGGUCCCCGUGAUUCGGAGUUUGAGGGUGGAAUCUAUCAUGGACGAAUCCAGUUGCCUGCAGAAUACCCAUUCAAGCCUCCUUCAUUUAUGUUGUUGACGCCGAACGGUCGUUUUGAAACACAGACGAAAAUUUGUUUAAGCAUAUCAAAUCACCAUCCUGAGCACUGGCAGCCAUCAUGGAGUGUGCGGACUGCUUUAGUUGCACUGAUUGCAUUUAUGCCCACAAGCCCAAAUGGUGCAUUGGGUUCACUAGACUACAAGAAGGAAGAGAGGCGUGCUCUGGCUGUUAAAUCUCGGGAUACACCACCCAAAUUCGGUACCCCUGAACGUCAAAAAUUAAUUGAUGAGAUCCAUGAUUAUAUGCAAAGUAAGGCACCUCCUGUUCCUCAACCCAACCCAUCGCAAGCUCCUGAAGAACAACCUUCAAAAGAGGGUGAUGCUCAAGCGAGUUCUCAGAAUGGUGAGAGUAGCACCCCUGCUGCAGAGGGGCUACCCGAUCCAUCAGGCGAGGAAAUGGUCAUUGAGGAACGCCAGGAAGUACAUGCAGACGCCAAUGUUGGACCUGUGCCUGCAGUGACGAGAACAUCAUUUGUGGCUCCACCCAAUGACUCAAGUAAUCAGGUGAUGCAGAGGCGAGAAACCAGGGUCUCAAAACCAGCCGAUGAUCGAUUGUUCACAUGGGCUGCUGUUGGACUUACCAUUGCUAUUGUGGCUCUCUUAUUGAAGAAGUUCAUGAAAGCAAGUGGACAUGGUGCCUUUUUCACGAACGACUCUUAGAUCACAGGGAUGAUUUUUGUUGAGGGCGUGAGAAGCUUAAAUUCAAAAAGUGAUGCUAUAGCUAAAAGAAAGACUUCUAUUAUAACAUUUCCAUAUAAUUUGUAACAUAUUAUUAUAAUUAUCAUCCUCGUGUACCCAUUGUAAUAAUAAUCUAUUAUAGUGUUCAUAUGA
Humulus lupulus (European hop) is the source of this 1189-nucleotide messenger RNA. RefSeq names its product ubiquitin-conjugating enzyme E2 32. The record is from RefSeq and is a predicted model, not a curated record. The coding region runs from base 98 to 1018 and encodes 306 amino acids. The transcript has 5 exons. Lineage: Eukaryota; Viridiplantae; Streptophyta; Magnoliopsida; Rosales; Cannabaceae.